GUCUAAAGAAAAUGAUCCAAAGAAUAGUAGGAGUAAUCGACGAAUCAGUAGACUCCAUCAAUGAAAGUAUUAGUCAAGAUAGACAUAUGUAUUCAUUUGUAGAAUACCAACGAGAAGCAAGUGCUAUAGUUGAAAGAGCUCGACAAGAAUUAAAGGAUUUACAAGAAUCCAGAUUUUCAACAGAAGAACAAGCAUUCAAAGAAGCAAUACAAAGAGGAUGA
Molecule: messenger RNA, 221 nt
Organism: Cetraspora pellucida
Lineage: Eukaryota; Fungi; Glomeromycota; Glomeromycetes; Diversisporales; Gigasporaceae
Source: the annotation of a GenBank genome assembly